Messenger RNA from Impatiens glandulifera, 1962 nucleotides. Its product is annotated as pentatricopeptide repeat-containing protein At5g06540-like. The record is from RefSeq and is a predicted model, not a curated record. The transcript has a single exon. Lineage: Eukaryota; Viridiplantae; Streptophyta; Magnoliopsida; Ericales; Balsaminaceae. Bases 1 to 1962 code for a protein of 653 amino acids. Gene Ontology annotation, molecular function: zinc ion binding; RNA binding; protein binding. Gene Ontology annotation, biological process: RNA modification.
AUGGCGGCCAUGACUUUCAUGGAGCCGCCUCCGCUCCCGCUCGUCACGAUCCCAAAUCCGUCGCUAGAACCUUCACCAGUCGUAUCCAAACGUCCUAACAAAGCUAUUUUGAAACUCCUCAAUACAAAGUGUACAAUUUCUCUUCAAAAUCUCAAACAAGCUCACGCCUUCAUUCUCAAAAACAAUCAAAUCAAAGACCAUUACGUCGCCGGAACAUUACUCAAAUGUUACGCAAUCCCAGAUUUCAAAACCUUCACUUCAUCCUUCAAAGUCUUCAAUCAAAUCGCCAACCCAAAUGUGUUCGUCUUCAAUGCUUUAAUCAAAGGUUGUUUACACAACAAUCGACAGAACAAGGCUUUAUCUUUGUAUCAAUCUAUGGUUUCUGUUGACGCGAAUAUGAAUAAGUUCACUUACCCUGAUUUGCUUAAAGCUUGUUCAGACUUGCAAGAUGUUAAAACAGGGAUGCAAAUUCAUGCCCAUGUAGUGAAACAUGGUCUUGGAGGAGAUAGGCAUAUAAAAAGUUCUGGGAUUCAUAUGUAUGCUUCGUUUGGGAAACCGAUUGAUGCAAGAAAUGUUCUUUAUUGCGGUGGGAAAUUGGAUAUUGUUUGUUUGAAUGCUAUGAUUGAUGGGUAUAUGAAAUGUGGUGAUGUUGAAGCAGCUAAGGAUUUGUUUAAUCAUACAGAGGAAAAGAAUGUUGAAACAUGGAAUGCGAUUAUCAGUGGUUUAGUGAAAUGUGGUAUGAUUGAAGAUGCACGGAAGAUGUUCGAUGAAAUGCCUGAAAGAGAUAUUGUUUCAUAUGGUGCAAUGAUUGAUGGUUAUAAUAAAGGAGAUGAAUGGAAAAAGGAAGCUAUGGAAAUCAAUCUCAUGAUGCAUAAACAAGAACAAUUCAAGAUGAAUGAGUAUGUUCUCUCUUGUUCUAUAAUUGCUUGUGCUAAUAUAGGAGCUCUUGAUUUUGGUAAACAGAUACAUACUUACAUUAAUACCAAUUCGAUACCGAUAAACGCCUUAAUAGGAAACUCAUUAAUCGAUAUGUACGCUCAAUGCGGACAGAUCGCUUUGGCUUUAUCUGUUUUCGAGAAUAUAGAAUCGAAAGUAUUAUCCAAUUGGAACGCCAUGAUUUCUGCAUUCGCCUUGCACGGCCAAGCGGAGGAUUCUGUUAGACUUUUUCGUAAAAUGCAGAGACGUAAAGUAAAUCCAAAUCAUGUAACCUUUGUCAAUAUGUUGAAUUCGUUCUUGAACGAGGGGAAAUCGAUUGAGAAGGGGGUGAAGUAUCUGAAAUACAUGAAGUCGAUUUAUGGAAUCGACCCUAUUGUAGAUCAUUAUGUUUGUGUGGUUAAUAUAUUGGGGAAGGCGGGGAUGAUAACCGAGGCUGAAGAAUUAAUCAACUCGAUGACGAUCAAACCGAAUGCUAAGGUUUGGGGAGCACUGUUGAAUUCUUGCUUGAUGCAUGAAAAUUUAGGUUUGGGGGAGAAGAUUGGGAAAAUGUUAGUUGAAAUGGAACCGGAAAAUGGAAGGUGGUAUGAAUUGUUGACGAAAAUAUACGCAAAGGGAGGAAAAUCGGAGGAAGUGGAGAAAUUGAGAGAAGUAAUGAAAGAACCGAUAAUCGGGAGAAGAAGCAGCAUGAUUUAUGUUAACGGAGAAGUGCAUGUUUUCGAGGCGGGCGAGGAAAACUCGCAUCCGAAAAUGAAGGAGAUUGAAGCGAAAAUGGGCGAGAUGGUUGAGAAAAUGAAACCGGAAAGUGUGUUUGAUUGUAGCGAAAAGCUUGCUAUUGCGUUAGGGCUGGUGGUAAUGACAAAUGGUGAUGAGAGGAUUCAUGUUGUUAAUAACAGACGAAUCUGCGAUGAUUCCCAUCUUGUUGUUAAGGCUAUUUCAAGAGUUUAUGAGCGCAAAAUUAUAGUUCGAGACGGAGUUUCCUAUCAUAAGUUUGUCAAUGGUAUUUGUUCUUGCAACGAUUUUUGGUAG